Messenger RNA from Raphanus sativus (radish), 2764 nucleotides. RefSeq names its product serine/threonine-protein kinase WNK1. The coding region runs from base 411 to 2546 and encodes 711 amino acids. The record is from RefSeq and is a predicted model, not a curated record. The transcript has 6 exons. Lineage: Eukaryota; Viridiplantae; Streptophyta; Magnoliopsida; Brassicales; Brassicaceae. Gene Ontology annotation, cellular component: cytoplasm. Gene Ontology annotation, molecular function: protein serine/threonine kinase activity; ATP binding. Gene Ontology annotation, biological process: intracellular signal transduction; protein phosphorylation.
UUCCCGCAAGAAACGCACACACCGUCUUUUGUCUUUCUCUCUCACGAGGUGCUCGUAGUCCUCUGUAAUAACCCACCAAAAAAAAGAAAAAAAAAUCUUCCAUUGAACUAUUGAAGAAAGCUUGGCCUGUCUGUCUGUCUUCUAAACUCAAAUCCCUUUCUCUCACUAUAGAGUAUUUAUUGUAAUAAUGAGAGUAAAUACAGAAACUGUUCUUAUCUACAUGAGUUUCACAUCUUCUCUGUUCAACUAUUUCUGUCUGAAGAACAAGAUGAUUAUGACCAAAGUUCUAUAAGAAUAAACUCAAACCCACCCAUAUAUAUUAUUGGUAGAUCUAUUCAUUUAUAAACUUUUUGGAUUUUUUCUUUUUCUUCUUCUUCUUCUUUCUUAUUUCUGAUUGGGAGAUAAGAGAGAUGAACAAUCUGAUGAGUUAUCUAGAACCAGAUUACUCUGAGUUUGUUGAAGUUGAUCCUACUGGGAGAUAUGGAAGAUAUAAUGAAGUUCUGGGUAAAGGAGCUUCUAAGACUGUGUACAGAGCAUUUGAUGAAUACGAAGGCAUCGAAGUAGCAUGGAACCAAGUCAAGCUCUACGACUUCUUACAAAGCCCUGAAGACCUCGAGAGGCUUUACUGCGAGAUCCACCUCCUCAAGACUCUUAAACACAAGAACAUUAUGAAGUUCUACACCUCUUGGGUCGAUACCUCUAACCGUAACAUCAAUUUCGUAACUGAAUUGUUCACUUCCGGCACCUUAAGACAGUAUAGACUGAGGCAUAAGAGAGUGAACAUAAGAGCGGUGAAGAAUUGGUGCAGACAAAUCUUGAGAGGGUUGCAUUAUCUACAUAACCAUGACCCUCCUAUAAUCCACAGGGAUCUCAAAUGUGACAACAUUUUCGUUAACGGCAAUCAAGGAGAGGUCAAGAUUGGAGAUCUUGGCCUCGCCGCCAUUUUAAGAAAGUCCCACGCUGCUCAUUGCGUAGGUAUGUAUACACAACAAACCCCUACAUACUUUCCUUCCGAGUUGUUUCACGUUCUGAUUGUGUAUGUUUUACUAGGGACACCUGAGUUCAUGGCUCCUGAAGUCUACGAAGAAGCCUACAACGAACUAGUUGAUAUAUACUCUUUUGGUAUGUGCAUUCUAGAAAUGGUAACGUUUGAUUACCCUUACAGCGAAUGCACACACCCUGCUCAGAUCUACAAGAAAGUUAUGUCGGGGAAGAAGCCAGACGCAUUGUACAUGGUGAAAGACCCUGAGGUUAAGUACUUCAUUGAGAAAUGCUUGGCCACUGUUUCUCUUAGAGUCUCUGCUCGUGAGUUGCUAGAUGAUCCUUUCUUUCGAAUAGACGAUGGUGAGUUUGAUCUGAGAUCAGUUGAUAUGGAUUAUCCGGUGGCGCAGCCGCCGCUACUUAGACAGCCUCAUCAUCUUGCUGACUACUACAAUUACCCGUCGAAUAGUAGCUCUUUGAAUCGUCAGUAUUCAAAUGGUUACCACGAGUAUCAGAACAGAUGGGGGUAUAAUAAUCCUGGUGAAACAGAGGAGACUCAUGGAAUCGAGCUCUUUGAGUGUAGAAAUGAAGAAGACAAGAGCUCUGGUAAUGUUGAUAUCAGUAUCAAAGGGAAGAGAAGAGAUGAUGGUGGCUUGUUCUUGCGUUUUAGAAUCACCGACAAAGAAGGGCGUGUCCGGAACAUUUACUUUCCAUUUGACAUCGAGACAGACACGGCACUGAGCGUUGCGACGGAGAUGGUAGCUGAGCUAGAUAUGGACGAUCACGGAGUCACAAAGAUAGCCAACAUGAUUGACGGUGAGAUAUCUAGGCUUGUACCUAGUUGGAGACCAGGCCCGGAGUUUGAAGAAUCUCUUGCCGCCGCUGCUGCAGCGGCGGCGGCUGCAAAUGCGAACAUUUGCAGCAACUGCGUAUCGAACCGGACUUCGAUGGGUUCGGUGAUGGAUUUCUUGAGGACAAACCCUGGAGCGAACGUUGCACAGUGUUGUAGAAACGGGUGUGGGGAGACUCAUGGACGGUUUGAAGAGAUCACGAUAAGAGAGACCGAGGUUAGGCUUCGAGAGAUAUGGAAGCUGCAGCAACAGCAGGAGAGUCGAGAGCUUAGCUCGAUAGACUCGGGGCAAAACCAUUCAGAAGAGGAAGAGGAGGAAGAAGAAGUGUACGAGGACCCUGAAAUCACGUUUUCUUGCGAGGCAAGUAACGGGAUAAACCAUCUAACCGGUUCUGGUUCGUUCUCGUUUUUACCGUCUCUGUACUGUGAUGAGGUAGAGAAAAGCGAAAGUCAGGUCCAACAAGAGUUAAGAUGGCUUAAAGCUAAGUGUCAUAUGGAUAUAAGAGAGAUGCAGGAUGAUCAGUUAAAGUCCCGUUGGUCUGAAUCAGGAGAAGAGGGUCUGUAUUUGAAAGAUGGACUCUCCAGUUCGGUUUCUGGUCUGUAUUUGAAAGAUGGACUCUCCGGUUCGGUUUCGGGUUUGGGAAGAGGAGAUGAAGAUGAGGUGAAAGAGAAGGUCUUUAGAGAAAGAUUAGUACCGAAGUGUCUUAAAAGUUAAAAGGACAACUUCUCUUCCUGUUGAUGCCAUUGAAGCUUGGUGGUUUCUUCAUGUAUACAUAUUGUUUGGUAUUCUUUUGGGGUUAAUAUUCUUACAAUAACACCAUUCCAGAAUUUAGUUUGUGAAUGCAUAAAAAUGCAAUAAGAUUUUAAGAAUUAUUAUGGAUAAAAUUCAUAUAUAGCAAGUUGUUUAUAAUAAAUUUUUAGCACUAACAUAAA